Schistosoma haematobium is the source of this 4779-nucleotide messenger RNA. RefSeq lists its product as uncharacterized. Bases 103 to 1140 code for a protein of 345 amino acids. The transcript is spliced from 5 exons. The record is from RefSeq and is a predicted model, not a curated record. Lineage: Eukaryota; Metazoa; Platyhelminthes; Trematoda; Strigeidida; Schistosomatidae.
CUUUAUUGGACAUAUAAUCCUGCAAGUGGCAAAAAUAGUUUGUACGUUGCGAUGGCCCAAACAUGUCAGCUAAAAGCCUUGCUUCAGGUUACUGCGGCUAAAAUGGAUAUUGAAGAUGAACUUCUUGAGCACUACCUGAAUCGGGUUGUGAAUGUAGUAUGUUCGUCUGACUUGUCAAAAGCACUCACAGAAGAAUUCAUAUUAUCUGUAAAAUGCUUAAUUAACAUUUGUUCAGCUGUUCAAGGAACACGUCUUUUAUCAACUGUGCUGUCAACUAAAGAAAAACGUGAAGAGUUCACUCGGAUCCUUACUACCCUCUCUUUGGAUAAUUCUAGAAGUCAUGCUGAUUUAGCGUCUCUAAUUAUUGACUUGAUUUCAAAUUUGACUAGAGAUCCUGUUUGGUUGGGUCAUUUCGGUGAACAUUUUGAUAACAAACAUAUUAGAUCGAUCCUCAGCUCAGGUUCUUCUAUCCAGAAGUUUCUCCCAAUAGUACUUAACCUAAGUAGGUUAACAUCAGUACGCCACUCCAUAUGCUCAUCAGAACUAUUACGAAAGCUGAUCGGUUUAUUUUCAAAUGUGCUUUCCGUCCCUAUCAAAAUUCUAAUAGCUGGCAUAAUAAAAAACUGCUCAUUUGAAGAUGAGCUUCAUAGUGAGCUUUUCAACAAGGGCGUUGGUUUGCUCGAUGCAGUUUUAGUUCCACUUUGUGGUCCAGAAGAUUGUAUUGACAAAGAAGACCGUGCUAUAUUGCCUAAAUCUGUGCAGACUAUAACUGGGAGCUCCCAGUUUUCUCGUUUGUUUUCCACUGAGUUGUAUCUUACUAUUUGCCAAACAUUUUUGCAGUUCUGCUCCACCAGUCACGGACGAACAUUUCUUCGGUCCAAUGGAGUUUAUUUUAUUUUGCGUGAGUUACACAAUUAUAUAGCAAAAGCCGAAGAACAAACACAAUGUCCUAAAACUGAUGAAGCAGUUACAAACAAGGAAUUAUUAUUUUGCAUCGAACAAGUAGUAGAUCAACUCAUUUGUGAGGAAAAUGAACGUGAUGAGCGCUGUGCAAAAUCCAGUCUUAGAGAAAUAAAUAUUGACGCAGAAACUAAAGAGAAACUUGAUAGAGUGAAAAAAGACUAUUUGGAAUGCAAGUAAUGUCUGAUAUCUUUAGUGUAUUUCAUCUUGGCUUUGUAAAUGCUCAGUACUCCAGUUGCUGUUUCUACUCUUUAAUUUUUCUACACCCCAAUCAAUUCUAAUUAACACUUACGACGAUGAAUUUCAGUUGUUUAACGUUAAACCUGUGUAACAACCUUCGUUGAUAGCAAUCAUCCUUUCUUAUCACUAAGUGAAAUAUUAAACCUUAUCUGCGAACGCCUUGUAGACACUGCUCUGUAAAAAACAUCGAAUUCUAACGUUCUUUAUAAUCUGAAUAUAUUCGACAGUGUUUUCAAUUGUGAGCUAAUUUUCCGUCAGUAGGUUUUAAAGAGAUCCAACGUAUGCAAUAAAAUAAAUGGGAAAGUAACGGGAAACUUGAUAAUCUAUACAGCUUAAGCGCAAACUCAAUUGAGAUAGUUUUUUUUUCAGUUUCAUUCCAGACUUUGCUCAGUUUCAAGGUGUAUCAUUCUGUUUUAAAGCGUACAUAAAUGUAUUUAUUUUAGCAGACAUCUGGAACUAUGGUAGAAAUAUAAAGGCCAACUAUAAACAUUGAUUAUUCAGUACAGUUUCAGAAUGAUCAUUCAAAUGGUAGUAUUCAAUUUGUAAGUUCUUCCAUUAUCCCCUCUUUAUUACUCUUUGCUUGAUAUUAUACAAGUUGAAGAAAAAUCUAAUCUUCCAGUCGAGAUUAAAUCUAUAAGUUAUAAUUAUUCCAAAAAUAGUUAUCUCUGCUCAUGUCCAUAUUUAGUCCUGUCACAGCUAAUGUUAAAAGCUGAAAGUAAGAAUCACAGUCGUGUUAGUUUUGUGUUGAAACAGAUACAGACUUGGUAAUUGGGCAAAAACAACACUACGGUUCACUUUCACCUUAUUCGUUCUAGCUAUGCAUCAGCAGAUAAGUCCCACAGGGAAUAUUCUAAGAGUAAUGUGGGUGCACAGUUUGUGUCAUAAAUAAUGGUCAACUCUUUGCAAAGAUACAAUGUAUCGCUUACAGUAAAAAUGAACAAAUGCUGAGUAAAUAAUACCAUCAAUAACCGACUUGAGAAAAAAUUCAGUAAUAAGUUCACAGUAUGAAGCGUUUUGAGGUUCAUAUAAACUGUUGGAUACUAAAGAAUUGGGUUACUAUUCCUUUUAUUGAACCAGGUUAUUACUCAGAAAAACAUGGGAACAGUGAGCGUAUCAUCUGAAUUCGAAUUCGGAAUUGAUUUAUGUGCUCAAGUGGUUUAUGUUUGUCUCUCUAACGUCUAGCGUCCGUUACCUUUCGGAGUGUUCGUUGUUAAUUUUGUCUAUUCAGCAGAUUCCCAAAACAUUUAAGCACUCCCUUCUAAUUAGUUGGAGGUACUGGAAACAUUUUCAAAAGAAAUUUAAACAUUUGGAUGGUUUCGAAAUAAAUUGCAUUGUCAUAUUAGCAGGAACAGUGGAGGAAUAAGAAAGCCUACGCAUAACUACCGUAUAGUCAACAAAUAAAGGAUUGUAUAAUGUAAACUUCAGCUAGAUUUACAAAGUGAACUAAAAUAAGUUAGGAGCUAGAUUUUUUAGUCAAGCUAUCGUUGCUUAUUAGUGCUCUAAGCAGAAAAAUUAGCUUCACAAUAGAUUCGUUUGACUAUAUACUUAGUCGAUUUAUGGGAUUCGAAAUAACGGUAUAGAAAAUUAUCAAAUAGUUAAUACACUAAGAUAGAAUAUUUUGAGAAGCUGAACAAAUGUAUCGGUGUUCCAAUACAAUAUUCGAAGGGACUACUUCGAUGCUUUCCCGACGUAUAAUUUAAAUUUUAGAAAUCAGUUCUAUAGACAAACUGAUGGCUUUGCAAAGGGGUCACCACUCGGCCCGUUUCUAGUUGACUGUUUCAUUGCUAAUCUCAAAAACAUUAUACUUAGACCGGUAGUUGAUAGCUUCGUUCUAUAAAAGACGACAUUUUCAUUACUUGUGAUAUAAACAUCAAUGUUAAUGACAUCCCGGACUCGUUCAAUAACUGUUAUCAAUCAACUAAGUUCACGGUAGAAUGAGUGCCAUAUUCAUAUUCCCACCUCUUAGAUGCUCCGGUAAAAAGGAGACCUGGCGGUUCUCUACAGAGAUCAAUACAUAGAAAGCCAACAUCAAAUGGUCAGUACACGAAUUAUCAAAGUUGGGUCCUACUGAAGCAAAAAGAGAAACCCGAUCCAUUCUCUCAGCUCGAGGGCUAGACGCAUCUGUACAGAAAAUACAAUCGAUGCCGAACUUGACUACGGUAGGCACUAACUAGCAACAGAUAUACAUCUAAAUUUAUUGGGAAAAAUCUUAAGCCAAAACAACGUGGUGUCCACAGCACCAAAGAUUUCGUUAACAUUCAGUUUGAAAUAGAUACUGUGGCAGAAAUUCUGAGAAACAGGCUUGCAAGAUCUCUGAGGAAAACAUCCUAUUCGACUGAACUCUGCAUUAUCUUUCCUAGUCGGUCUAUGGUCCGAUGUUAUGUGAAGGACAAGCUCCCACUUUGGUCCAAAUUAAUGUGCAUUUAUCAGUUUACUUGUUCUUGUGGAGCAGGCUAUAUUGGUCGCACAAAGCGAGCCCUUUCGAAACGCAUCUCCGAACAUCAUCACCCUACCUGGCUUUGCAAAGGAUUACAGAAGUCAGUCAAAAGCUCGAUCUUGGAGCAUCUAGUCUAUCCUGGUCGCUCCGCUUCUCCAGAAUUAUACAUGGAAAAGUUGGCUCGAUAUAAAUGCAGAUGGACAACUUGUGUACGGCAGAUUCUAAUGUUAAUUAACCAGUUUAAGCCUAACCUUUUCCUACAAAAACAAUAUGUUCAGUCCCCCACCCUUAACCUCCCUUUCUAUCUUCUAUGAUCUGUCGUAUUUCUCUUUAUUUCAUUGUUCCUACUCCUUUCCAAUUAUUUUCAGAACUAAUUAGUAACUACUACAACCUUUUGAUUAUUCUGUUCUUAAUAACUAUCAGGUGGGCAAUCAUUUCACUUUUUCACCAGCCGAUUAUUACAACCUCUCUUCAAUAUCUGAUUUCCAAGUCUUAACAUACCACUCCAAGUUUCUUAAUUAAUUAGCACCUUUCUACCUUACCAUAGAACACUAUUUUAGCAAAUAAAGAUGUAUCCUUUUUUCCAAAUCAGUAGUGUGUCAAAUAUUUGAUUAAUCACAACUAGGUUACUUGUCCCUCCAUGUUUGUUAAGUGUCUUUUUUGUGCCAAUGAAGGAACACAGCAGGCAAUGGAUUUUAAAUUCAAUUAAUUAUAGUCAGUUAUACACCCGUUUCCAUAUAAACCUUACCAAGCUUUCCAAUACGGUUUAAAUGUUUAUCUGAUGGUGAAUUAGUUCGUCGUUGUAAUUUAAGUCUUUGAAAAUGUACUCAACUUAUGACCUGCUAUUGCACAUGGCAAUUUUGUACAAGAAUCAGAAAUACUAAUAGCUCUUCUCAUGGAAACAGACUGAAGAUCUCAAUUGUACGUAUAUCACACUAGACAAGUGGUUGAUCAUCGUCACAUUCUUACAUUUUAGCCAAAUGCAAUCGAUAUCAUCUCAACAAAAAGAAACAGACGUUCAGUACCCCCCUUCUAAACGUAUUUUACCAUUAAAUAUACUCUUUCAGAAGUCUCUUGGAUCCUAAAUGCAUCUUAUGUUUUAAGUUUAGUCUAUAACUCAGAUUGUGAUUGGUAAAACAGGG